Molecule: messenger RNA, 1921 nt
Organism: Neofelis nebulosa (Clouded leopard)
Lineage: Eukaryota; Metazoa; Chordata; Mammalia; Carnivora; Felidae
Gene: CFAP126
Product: cilia and flagella associated protein 126
Exons: 6
Coding region: 1142-1825 (227 amino acids)
Biological process (GO): cilium organization
Cellular component (GO): ciliary basal body
Source: RefSeq, a predicted model, not a curated record
AGGGACUGACGACUCUCUCUUAUGACGCUCUCUUGGUUCUCCAUCAUUCCUUUGAACAACUGACUUUUUUCAUCUUAACAUCUCAUGUAUGAACAGACUUUACAACUUAUGUGGCAGUGCCACUUUCUCAUGAAUUCUGACAACCCAGUAAAUGGAUAUGCUGAUGCCACUUUACAGGAGUCUCAGAGGGCUUGCCCAGUCCCACAAACAUUAGGUUUGUGCCCUGGCACCACCACUUAAUUCCCCAAAUCUGGUGCCUUCCACACCAUGGUUUUCUCACCAUCCCUGCCCGAUCUCCCCCCACCGGCUCCUGAUCCUACCCCAUCCCUGCCAACACCAAGUGUCUGUGUUCUUAAGCCCUGAGAUUCUGAAGUGAUGGAGGAGACAGGAGCCAUUUAAGGACAAAGGACAAGAGAUGCUUUUUCCUUCUGGGGAUAAAUCUAAGUCGCGUUUUAAAACAUUAUUCCUCUGUCCGAGAAAAUGAAGUAGGGGACCUAUAAACAGUUGCCCUAGUACUGAGUUCCUCCUAUGCAAUGACACUGUUUGGACACUUUGCACUUUAUCUCAUUUACCCUGUAAAGGGAGGCCCUAUUAUCUUCACAAUACAAAUGAGUCUACACCAGUUUAGAAGGGAGGGUGGUGCCUGGGUUGCUCGGUCGAUUAAACACCCAGCUCUUAGUUUCGACUCCGGUCACGAUCUCAUGGUUCAAGGGGUUCGAGCCCCAUGUCGGGCUCCGUGCUGAUAGUGCAAAGCCUAAUUGGGAUUCCCUCUCUCCCCCUCUCUGCCGCUCCCCUGCUCACUCUCUCUCAAAACAAACUUCAAAAAAAAGUUUUUUUAAAGAAGAGAGAGGGCUGCUAUUUAGCUAACUUUUUCAUGUUUAAUUACUCUGUCUCUCACAUCCCUAAAACGAAAAUGAACCAAAGUGUCACGGGAAAUGUUGGCGCAGUGUCAUCCGAGAAAACGAAGAAUAAGUAGAAGGGACCGGCAGUCCCGGAAGGUCCGCCUUCUGCAGUUGCCAGGCAACAAAGGUAAACAGCGAAAAGUGGCAGGAUCAUGGCCACCAACUACAGUGCAAACCAGCACCUCCAUUCAGACUAGUCACGUUUCAAGUGUCCACUAGCCACAUGUGGCUAGUGGCCCAUGUUGAACAGCACACAUGUAGACCAAGAGUACAUCCCUUCUACAUAUGAAAAAGCUUUCUCACCCAAGUAUCUGCAGAACUGGUCUCCCGCCAAGCCAACAAAAGAGAGAAUCUCUUCCCACGAAGGCUACACUCAGUUUAUCGCCAAUGAUCGUGGCCAUCUGCUGCCCUCGGUGCCCCGUUCCAAGGCAAGUCCUUGGGGAUCCUUCAUGGGCACCUGGCAAAUGCCUCUGAAGGUGCCCCCCGCCCGGGUGACCCUGACCUCCCGUACAGUGGCUGGUGCUGCCUCCCUCACCAAGUGGAUACAGAAAAAUCCGGAUUUACUCAAGGCCUCCAACGGGCUGCGUCCUGAAAUCUUCGGCAAGCCUCACGACCCAGACAGUCAGAGGAAACUCGGGAAGUGGAUCACAAAGACCGUACAACAAGCACCAAGUCCCAUCAUAAUCCCAAACUCCCCAGCUGUAAACCUCAGUUCCCCAGACCAACCCCAAAGCUCACACCCCUCUGCAGGUCACACUCCAGGCCCCCAAAGCCCAGCCAGCUCUCCCAAGAGCCCACCUGGAAGCCCACGCAUGCCGGAGCAUUGGGCAGGUCCUAAUUUAGCUGAGGUCCAGACGUACAAACCUGGAACUCCGGAGACACCCAGGGACCCUACUGAGAAAACCUGUCUGGAGACCGAGUGAAGGAAGCAAGACCCCUGGUGAGGGAUAUAGAACGGGGAAAUUUCAGGGUGGGAAUAAAGGUACGUUUGGAAAAUAAACAUCAUUUUUUGAAUCUUU